Pteropus alecto (black flying fox) is the source of this 891-nucleotide messenger RNA. Its product is annotated as serine protease 27-like. Gene Ontology annotation, biological process: proteolysis. The record is from RefSeq and is a predicted model, not a curated record. Gene Ontology annotation, molecular function: serine-type endopeptidase activity. The transcript is spliced from 3 exons. Bases 1 to 891 code for a protein of 296 amino acids. NCBI's taxonomy places the organism in Eukaryota, Metazoa, Chordata, Mammalia, Chiroptera, Pteropodidae.
AUGCUUGGGAAUAACUACAGAGAAGAAUGCAACCUCCAGAACUAUGGGCUCUGCUGUGACACUCCACAGCAGUCACAAGAAAUCCAUAUUACCUGUUCUACUUCUCUUCUCAGGUCUAAGGACACCAGAAAAUACACUGUACUGGUGGGAUCGCUUCAGGUCUUUGGUGGUCCAGACUCCAAAACAACAAUAAUACCUGUGUCCAGGAUUAUUCCCCACCCUGACUUCCAGGGAAACACAUCUACUGCCAUUGCUGUGGCAGAACUGGCUUACCCAGUUUCUUUUAGCCCUGCUGUCCUGCCCAUCUGCCUUCCCGCAUUGGCAGUCCAGCUGAAGAACUCAACCUCCUGCUGGGUGACUGGAUGGGGCUAUUCUGGGACAUACCAAAAUAGGAAGCCAUCUUACAUAUUGAAGGAGCUAAAAGUGCUACUCAUUGAUCCCCAGACAUGCAGUGACUACUAUCAAAAAGAAAGCUUGCUGCGUGGAGUCAAGUCCGUCAUCAGUGAAGCCAUGAUCUGCUCCAAGCUCCCAGCAGGGAAGAUGGAUCAGUGUAUAUUCACUGAAUUCUGCCUCCACAGCCCUCAUACUCUACAACAAUUGGUACAGAAAACAAAAGGCUCAGAGAACUCUGCAGCAGGUGCUGCGCUGCACCACCCAGACCCUCUUUCAGGACUGAAGCAUCCGUUCUCAUGGCAACCAAGAAUGUUUGCUGCUGACAGUGCACAGCUAAGUGUGAUUCCAACAACUGCCAACAGAGCCACCUCAUCUAAGGUGAUGCCACCUCCUUGGAGGCAGUCUGCAGCAAAUCAUGCAGAAGUCCAAGUGCCCAGUCUUCUUGUUUUAGUUCAGGGCAUCUUUGAAGGGCCACCCUGGCUCCAGAGAAACUUGUGA